Messenger RNA from Dendrobium catenatum, 282 nucleotides. RefSeq names its product succinate dehydrogenase assembly factor 1, mitochondrial-like. Gene Ontology annotation, biological process: mitochondrial respiratory chain complex II assembly. The annotation marks the transcript as partial. Lineage: Eukaryota; Viridiplantae; Streptophyta; Magnoliopsida; Asparagales; Orchidaceae. The transcript has a single exon. The record is from RefSeq and is a predicted model, not a curated record. Gene Ontology annotation, cellular component: mitochondrion.
UCAUUUUCAAAAUUUCAUUGAGAGGCUAAUGAUACUGAAGAUGAGAUGGCUUCUCCUUGGAAACUUUCUGGAAUGCAAAGGCAGGUCUUGGCUUUAUACCGUUGUUUUCUUCGGGCAGCCCGAGUGAAGAAUCUUGAAGACCACCAAAGAAUCGUGUCUGUUGUCUCCGCAGAGUUCCAUAAUAAUGCCAAUAAUGUUGAUCGCAAAAACUUUCAGUACAUUGAAUAUCUUUUGCGGCGUGGGAAGAGACAGCUUGAGCAACUCAAGAAUUCCACCACCCUU